Messenger RNA from Acanthosepion pharaonis, 714 nucleotides. Lineage: Eukaryota; Metazoa; Mollusca; Cephalopoda; Sepiida; Sepiidae. The record is from the annotation of a GenBank genome assembly.
AUGUUCUCUUCUUGUCUUGGUCCCACCGUGCCAUGUUCCCUUGUUGUCUUGGUCCCACCGUGCCAUGUUCCCUUGUUGUCUGGGUCCCACCGUGCCAUGUUCCGUGCCAUGUUCCCUUCUUGUCUGGGUCCCACCGUCUGCCCACCGUGCCAUGUUCCCUUCUUGUCUUGGUCCCACGUGCCAUGUUCCUUCUUGUCUGUUCCCUUUCCUUGUUGUCUGGGUCCCACCGUGCCAUGUUCCUUGUUGUUUGGUCCCCACCGUCUUGUUCCCACUUGGUCCCACCGGUGCCAUGUUCCCUUGUUGUCUGGGUCCCAUGUUCCCUUGUGCCAUGUUCCCCUUUGUUGUCUGGGUCCCACCGUGCCAUGUUCCCUUGUUGUCUGGGUCCCAUGUUCCCUUGUUGUCUGGGUCCCCACCGUGCCAUGUUCCCUUGUUGUCUGGGUCCCACCGUGCCAUGUUCCUUGUUGUCUUGGUCCCACCGUACUUCCCUUGUUGUCUGGGUCCCACCGUGCCAUGUUCCCUUGUUGUCUGGGUCCCACCGUGCCAUGUUCCCUUGUUGUCUGGGUCCCACCGUGCCAUGUUCCCUUGUUGUCUGGGUCCCACCGUGCCAUGUUCCCUACUUGUCUGGGUCCCACCGUGCCAUGUUCCCUUCUUGUCUGGGUCCCACUGUGCCAUUUUCACAGUGGAAAUCCUCUCAUUCCCUUCAUGUUCCUUUGA